Sinocyclocheilus rhinocerous is the source of this 2454-nucleotide messenger RNA. RefSeq names its product Rho GTPase activating protein 22b (gene arhgap22b). Gene Ontology annotation, biological process: signal transduction; activation of GTPase activity. Gene Ontology annotation, cellular component: focal adhesion. The record is from RefSeq and is a predicted model, not a curated record. The coding region runs from base 66 to 2159 and encodes 697 amino acids. NCBI's taxonomy places the organism in Eukaryota, Metazoa, Chordata, Actinopteri, Cypriniformes, Cyprinidae. Gene Ontology annotation, molecular function: GTPase activator activity. The transcript has 10 exons.
GAGAAUGUGCCGAGAGAAGAUCUGAGGAGGAGGAAUAUGCAGAGCAGAGGAAGCGCAGCCCAUCGAUGGCAGCCAUGCUGAGUCCAAAGAUCAGACAGACCAGGAGAGCCAGGUCCAAGAGCAUGGUGAUGGGAGAGGCAUCACGUGGCUCAUGCCAGCCCACCUCACCCAGUCUCCAAGAGGGGGUGCUAAAGGCUGGCUGGCUGAAGAAGCAGAGGAGCAUCAUGAAGAACUGGCAGCUGCGCUGGUUUGUGCUGCGUGCUGACCAUCUCUACUUCUACAAGGAUGAGGAGGAAACCAAACCACAGGGCUGCAUCUCGCUGAAGGGCAGCCAAGUGAAUGAACUGACAGCCAACCCAGAAGAACCCGGGCGACACCUUUUUGAGAUUGUGCCAGCUGGUGAGAAAGACAAGGCUGCAAUGAGCCAUGAGUCCUUUCUACUUAUGGCCAACUCCCAGAGUGACAUGGACGACUGGGUGAAAGCCAUCAGACGGGUCAUAUGGGCUCCGUUUGGAGGAGGCAUAUUUGGGCAGCGUUUGGAAGACACCAUACAGUAUGAAAGGAAGUUUGGUCCUCGUCUCGCCCCUCUCUUAGUUGAGCAGUGUGUGGAUUUCAUCAGGGAGCAGGGUCUUGAUGAAGAAGGCCUGUUCCGGAUGCCGGGACAAGCAAACCUUGUGAAGGAGCUGCAGGAGGCCUUUGACUGUGGAGAUAAACCUCAGUUUGACAGUAACACUGAUGUCCACACUGUGGCUUCCCUGCUGAAGCUGUAUCUCAGGGAGCUGCCCGAGCCAGUCGUUCCCUUCUGCAAGUAUGAGGAUUUCCUCGCUUCUGCUCAGCUCCUGGCCAAAGAUGAGGAGGAGGGAAUACAAGAAUUAGGGAAGCUAGUGACGACCCUUCCAGCCGCCAAUUACAACCUUCUGAAAUAUAUAUGCAAAUUUCUGGAUGAGGUGCAGUCUCACUCAAAUGAAAACAAAAUGGGUGUGCAGAACUUGGCCACCGUGUUUGGACCAAAUAUCCUCCGUCCUAAAAUGGAAGAUCCAGUAGCUAUUAUGGAAGGCACCUCGCUUGUUCAGCAUCUCAUGACGCUACUCAUCAGCAAGCAUGAUCGCCUGUAUACUGAAAAAGACUCAGAAACAUCACAGAACCAGAUGGAGGUAAAGGACCAAAGCCAACCACAUCAGCAGUCCAAGCUGGUGGACUGGAUCUCUGAGGAGGAUCUGCAGACCUGUAAGAAUGACAACCCUACCAGCAGCAGUGCCUCGUCUGCGGACGCCGCUAUCACCUCCAAGCCGGUGCCUCAGGGAAAGGGAGAGACGGCCGUCAGCCCUAGUAAGCAGGCCAAGACGCUUCCAGGAUGGAAGUACACCUUCAAAGGCUCCUCUCCCCGGCCGCCGUCCACAAAAGUCUGUGGCUCCGCGGUGGACGUGUCCACGGCCUCCAGCGGGAACUGGCUCAUGAACGGGCUGUCCUCGCUAAGGGGACACCGCCGCACCUCGUCCGGCGAACGCUCCAGGGAUUCGGGCUCCUCUCAGAGACUGUCUACCUACGACAACGUCACGUCUUCUCAGAGUCUGGGCAGCGUGCUGAGUAUGGAGAGCACGCCGUGGUCCUCCUCAUCGUGUGAGAUCUCCGUCCCAGACUCUGGAAGCGACCCGUUAGGGACAGAAGAUGGGCCUCAGACGGAGGCGAGCGCUCAGGAGGAACGGAGCGAGGAGGAAGCAAAGCCCAGCGAACAAGAGGACGACGUCGGCAGUGCUGUGGAGAACCGCGCGAGCGGAUUGUUUUGCAGUGACAAUGGGAACGUAGCACCGGUCAUUAGAGUCGUGGACGAAGACACAGAUGCAAACGGAGGCCCUUCAUCCCUGGCCAGCGUCGUGGAAGACCUGAAAGAAGAGCUGAGGAAGCAGAAACAGACUUACGAAUCUAGAAUUCAAAAGCUGGAAGAGUCGAGUUCAGCCCUGUGCGCGCAGAUGGAGAGACUCCAGCAAGAGAUGGAACAGGAGAGGAAAAAAAAACUAAUGCUUGAGAUCAAACUGAGAAACUCUGAACGGGCCCGUGAGGACGCAGAAAACCGCAAUCGCCUCCUUGAGAAAGAAAUGGAAGACUUCUUCUCCACGCUGGGGGAUCUGGCUCUUGGAAGCCGUACCAGUGACAUUUAAUGCAAACACACCCAAAGUCCCCAAAUGGACCAGAGCACUCAGGCAUCUCCAAAAAUCAUGUGGACAAAUUUUUGUGUUCAUCAAAUCAGACCUAAAAUACAACUAGUUAAAGGCCUUCCAAUGUGUACCAGGUACUUUUUUCGAGGAGAUUCUCGCCGUUUCAGCAGUGUAGCAUUUAUUAAAGCCAUUUUACACCUGUUGAUUUACAGCUAUUUCUUUCUGGAAGCUUCAGCUUUAGGUGACAAAGAAACAAAUGGAACGUCUGAAUCUGAUCCUUAAAUCAGUUCAAAUUAUA